Molecule: messenger RNA, 318 nt
Organism: Paramuricea clavata
Lineage: Eukaryota; Metazoa; Cnidaria; Anthozoa; Malacalcyonacea; Plexauridae
Source: the annotation of a GenBank genome assembly
AUGCAACCUAACUGUCCGCCUGUUGUCGACUGUAAAAAGUGGGCGCAAGCCAAGCGCAUAUUUGAAGGAGAAAGUUGUGUACUUUCCUACAAUGAGGACCAAGACUGGUUUGAUGAUGAAGAUGAGGAGUUUCAAUUUACUGAAUCCAAUCAGUGGUUCGAAGAUGCAUUUGUCGUCGGUUUGAAGGAGUGCGAAGAGAUGCAGUGCGGGCAUUUAAAAGUACGACAGAGACAGUUGGAUGAGGCCUUGGAAAGAUUAAAAGACACUGUAAAAGGAGUGUUUCUGCAUGAAGAUCAUGGACAAAAGAAAAAAUAUUAA